CGUCAUGGCGCUGAGAGGCUGUUUGUUCUGGUUGGGUCUGGUUCUGGUCCGGACGCAGGACCGGUGCCAGCCCGUCUCCAUCCCGCUGUGCUGGGACGUGUCCUACAACCAGACCAUGAUGCCCAACCUGCUGGGCCACGCCAGCCAGGAGGCGGCCGGGCCCGAGCUCCAUCACUUCCACCCGCUGGUCAACGUGGGCUGCUCCCCAGACCUGCUCCUGUUCCUGUGUUCGGUCUACGUCCCGGUCUGUACCGUCCUGGACCGGCCCGUCCCCCCCUGCAGGUCUCUGUGUGAGGGGGCCCGGGGGGGCUGCGAGGGCCUCAUGAACCGGUUCGGUUUCCAGUGGCCCGAGAGGCUCCGCUGCCAGAACUUCCCGAUCCACGAGUCGGGAGAGAUCUGCGUGGGUCAGAACACGACCCGCCAGACCUUCACCUGCCCCCCCCAGCUUCAGGUGCCCCCGUACCUGAACUACCAGCUCCUGGGGGCGAAGGACUGUGGCGCCCCCUGUGAGGCCUCACGGCCCGGUGGCCUGAUGUUCUUCAGUGAGGCGGAGCGACGGUUCUGCCAGGUCUGGGUCGGGAUCUGGUCCGCUCUGUCCGCUGCCACCAGUCUCUUCACGAUCCUCACUCAUCAUCUGGACCCGACCCGGUUCCGGUACCCAGAGAAACCCGUCCUCUUCCAGUCCGGCUGCUGCUUCGUGGUGGCGGUGGCCUACGGCGCCGGCGUCCUGCUGGGGGACAGCGUGGCGUGUGUGGACCGGUUCAAGGACGACGGCUACAAGAUGGCGGCCCAGGGCGCCACCAGCGCCGGCUGCUCCGCCCUCUUCGUGCUCCUCUACUUCUUCGGCAUGGCCGGCUCCGUCUGGGGGGUUGUCCUGUCCUUCAGCUGGUUCCUGUCGGCCGGGAAGACGUGGAGUCAGGAGGCCAUCGAGGCCAAGGCUCAGUUGUUCCACCUGGUGGCAUGGGCGGUGCCGGCGGCCCAAACUGGCGGCGUCCUGGCGGCGGGACGCGUGGAGGGCGACCCGCUCACCGGCGUCUGCUACGUGGGGAUCUCUGACGUGGAUUCGCUGCGAGGCUUCGUUCUGGUGCCUCUGGCGUUCUACCUGUCGGUCGGGACGUCCUUCCUGGUGGCCGCCUCCGUGUCACUCCUCAGAAUCCACGCCGUCGUAAAGAGGGACGGCGCCGACACCCGGAAGCUGGAGCGGCUGAUGAGGCGGCUCGUCCUGGCGGGUGCCGUGAACGUGGCGCCCGCCGCCGCCGUGGUGGCGUGCUGCUUCUACGAGCAGGCGUCCCGGACCCAGUGGGAGAGGACGUGGCGCCUCCAGACCUGCAGGACCUUUGGCGUCCCGUGUCCGAAUUCAAACGCCCGUCCAGCGGCGCCGCAAUUCAUCGUGUUCCUGGUCAAAUACUCAAUGACGCUGGCCGCCGGCGUCACGUCAGGAUCCUGGAUCUGGACGGAGAAGACGCUGAAGUCAUGGCGCGACUUUUAUAAACGACUGAGCAGCGACGGCCAAAGAGAGACGACCGUGUAG
Messenger RNA from Mugil cephalus (flathead mullet), 1531 nucleotides. Its product is annotated as frizzled-7-like. The coding region runs from base 5 to 1531 and encodes 508 amino acids. Gene Ontology annotation, molecular function: Wnt receptor activity; Wnt-protein binding. Lineage: Eukaryota; Metazoa; Chordata; Actinopteri; Mugiliformes; Mugilidae. The record is from RefSeq and is a predicted model, not a curated record. Gene Ontology annotation, biological process: canonical Wnt signaling pathway; non-canonical Wnt signaling pathway. The transcript has a single exon. Gene Ontology annotation, cellular component: plasma membrane.